Molecule: messenger RNA, 1311 nt
Organism: Nannizzia gypsea CBS 118893
Lineage: Eukaryota; Fungi; Ascomycota; Eurotiomycetes; Onygenales; Arthrodermataceae
Product: casein kinase II beta 2 subunit
Exons: 2
Coding region: 1-1311 (436 amino acids)
Biological process (GO): proteasome assembly
Molecular function (GO): proteasome binding
Source: RefSeq, a predicted model, not a curated record
AUGGCGCCGUCAAGUGGGCACCAGCUCAUUCCGAAGGUCUGGCGGGUAGCCAGGUUUGCCUUCGAAAAGACUGCGCGAGCAAUCAGGAACCGCCUUCCCGAUGCCCCUGAACCUCGAGCUCUCCAGCUUCAACCAGCAUAUGUUCGUCCGUCUGCUAGGACUCCUGCAAGCCGGAUUGCGGCCCUCCGGUCACAGACCCGUUCUUUCACCACUGGCCGGGUGUCAAGCCGUGCUGCGGCUAUCAGAACCGCUCAGCCGCUGAAGAUCGCCACCCAGGUCAGCCGUUUGACAACGAGGACCCCCUUUGCCUCGACCUUGCGUCCAAACCUCACAGGAGGUGCCUUUUGUCGGACAGCGGGAGGAUAUGCGAUCGGUGCGGGCAGAAUAGGCGGAGCGAGAUACUUCUCUAGCUCCCCAACUUGCCCCGCUCAAGUUAUCCAGAAUGUCUCUGUGGCAAUGCGUUCGUUUUGGCUGUCUGGCCAAAGAAUCCGCUUUGACGGGAUUGACAAGCGAACAGGCGCCAAAAAGUACAAAGUUGUAACUCCGCUACAGCAGGAGGCCGGCCGCAGGAUGGACGCCAUCUCCCCAGCAGCCUCAGGGUCCUACGUUGACUUCAAGAUCUCCCCAACCAUCACCGCCCUCGGAUGCUUCAAGUCCAUGCAAAAGGGAUCCUCGGUUUCAGCUGUUGAGCAGGCAACUCUCAACUCUGCUGGUCUGCUAGAUCUUCUAUCCGGAGACUUUGCUCGCGUGCUCAAGGAACUUGCCGCCGUCCUUAACGAUUUAAAGAAACUCGCCACUCUCGGCGACUUACCCAUCUCGUUACAAGACCAGUCUACCAUACGGGUGAGAUUCCCGGGAUGCGACGCAGAAACUGUGGAAAGUCUAUGUAUCGAGGCCGGUGUGCAGAGAGGUGUAGUCGGUCAGGACGAAGACUUUGAGAGCAAAAACGGGGCCGACAUAGCACUCCUCUUCCCCUUUGCUCCUAGCCACCAGCAUUCUGAAUCUGGAUCGUAUCUUCGUGAAAGUCCGCUAAUGCGAACGCCGGAGUACGUCAACUGGCAGGAGAUGAUGCUCUCGGACAACUCCAUCUCCCCUUUUGGUACGCCUGAUGGCGACUUUUCUCUCAUGAACCCGUCAGAAGAAAAUCCAUGGGCUCGUGUACCCUCGGCCUUCUCUAGCGUAGGCAUUAGCGAGCUGGGUGAUCGAGCGUUCUUCCCUGACAUACGCUACCCAACCCCUACCGCCUCUGACUAUGGAGGCAUCGAGGGAGUCUGCAAGUUUAUCGAGGAAUGCAAUAGAGCCAGCCGCUAA